CGUCCGUCCUCUCAGGCGGCGCCAUUCCCGCCUCCGGCUCGUCUUGGCUGGGCUACGGAAGAAGGGCCGAGCCCGGCCGAGUGCUUUUCAUCAGGGGAAGGCUCCGACGGUUUCCGCGGCCAUCUGAGAUUAUAUUAACAACAAAUUUCAAAAGAAUGAAUCAAGGUCAUGAUAAAGUUUAGAAGACCAUCCUGUGAAAGCGAGCGUUUGAAGAGAAGUGUGUUGGACCUAGGCUUGUAAAGAAUGGAAGAAUACAAAGUGUUGAAAAUACUAGGAGAGGGAUCCUUUGGCCGAGCUCUCCUAGUUCAUCAUAGAAUCAGUGACCAGAAGUAUGCAAUGAAGGAAAUAAGGCUUCCCAUGUCUUCAUCUGAUGUAGAGAACUCUAGGAAGGAAGCAGUGCUUUUGGCUAAAAUGAAACAUCCAAAUAUCGUUGCCUAUAAAGAAUCAUUUGAAGCUGGUGGACAUCUGUAUAUAGUGAUGGAAUAUUGUGAUGAUGGAGAUCUAAUGCAAAAGAUAAAACACCAAAGAGGAAAUUUGUUCCCUGAAGAAAAGAUCCUUCAUUGGUUUGUGCAGAUGUGCCUGGGUGUGAAGCACAUUCAUGAUAAACGUGUGUUGCACAGGGAUAUCAAAUCCAAGAACAUCUUCCUCACUCAAAAUGGAAAAGUCAAAUUAGGAGAUUUUGGAUCUGCACGCCUUCUUGCACAUCCGGUGUCAUAUGCUUGCACAUAUGUGGGAACUCCUUAUUAUGUUCCUCCAGAAAUAUGGGAAAAUACACCAUACAACAACAAAAGUGAUAUAUGGUCUCUGGGAUGUAUUCUGUAUGAACUAUGCACUCUUAGACAUCCGUUUCAAGCCAACAGCUGGAAACAGCUCAUCCUUAAGAUAUGCAAAGGGUCCUAUAAUCCACUACCAUCUCAUUAUUCCUAUGAACUUCAUUAUUUAAUAAAACAGAUGUUUAAAAGAAAUCCCCAGAAUCGUCCAUCAGCCAGUACUAUUCUUGCAAGAGGUUCCCUAACCAAACUUAUAAAAAAUUGUUUGCCUUCUGAGAUGGCAAAUGAAUUUGACCAGGUAUUAAAGGAAACCAAGAAACUUGAAGGCAAUGCAGCAAGGCCAAAGGGUAAUGUCAUGGCUGCUGGAAGCUCAAAUAAUAAGAAAGAAAAUAGGCGAAGUAAAGAUGAAAGUAGCAAGCAUAGCCCCUUAGAAAGGAAAAAUAUUACUAAGGAUUUGAGUGAAGGCAUAAAGGAACAAAGGAAGUCCAAUGAAAAGGUAGAAACUUCUGAUGUCCUCCCAGGAAUUACUGAUGUGUCACAUCCCCACAGGAGGCAAUGGGAAAAGAAGAUAUCCAAUACUGUAGUGGAUAUCCUGGAAAAUGCAUCCUUGCUUUCCUCCAGUUUUACAUCGGAAGAGGCUAAAAGUGGCUGCAUUAUAAACUACAGUGAAAACAAGCCACGUAAGCAGUGGAACAAGGAAACUCCUCAGACCCUGAUGGACAUUCUCAGUAACGCAGAUGUCAGCUUAGCAUUUAAAACAUACACAAUUUAUAAACCAGCUUCUGAAAAUAUAUUAAAAGGUCCACUUUCUGAUGAAACUGAAGCAUCUGAUGAAGUAGACGGUGAACAUGAAGCUAUUGUCAUAGAUUCUGAGAGACUGGAGCCUAGAUCCGAUGACGAUGACACGGACUUUGAGGAAGAUGACCCAGACUGGGUGUCAGAACUGAAAAUGAUAUUGAAACACAGUGACUGAAAACUUGAAUUUACCUACAAUAACUGAGCAGCACAGAGGGACAGGGAAUGGGGCUGCGGUCAGUUCAUCACAUGCUGUCUCUGCCACUCCUUCUUCUUCAGAGGAGAACUCCUCACACUCUUCCCCUGCUCCAGAGUGGGGUCCCUCCCACGGAAGACAG
Falco peregrinus (peregrine falcon) is the source of this 1903-nucleotide messenger RNA. It is a transcript of the gene NEK3, whose product is annotated as NIMA related kinase 3. The coding region runs from base 244 to 1743 and encodes 499 amino acids. The transcript is spliced from 17 exons. The record is from RefSeq and is a predicted model, not a curated record. Lineage: Eukaryota; Metazoa; Chordata; Aves; Falconiformes; Falconidae. Gene Ontology annotation, biological process: protein phosphorylation. Gene Ontology annotation, molecular function: ATP binding; protein kinase activity.